AUGCCGGGCCGUCUACUUGCCAGCUUCGUCCGGGGCUCUGGUUCCCACCACUCCUCGGUUUCCACAACCCCCAUUCACUCUAAUUCCUCAUCCACCACCUCAGUCAACGAAAUCAUGCAUUUCGGCCCAAAGAAGACUCACGGUGCUUCUGACCGGGCUCGCUCGCCGGAACGCCGCCUCUCUUUUCACAUGGAUCACUUGAUUCACCCGCACCGAGAUCACAGCAAGGACAAGCGCCGCAGUCUUGGACGUGCAGGCCGCUCCAAGGAACGCCUUGGCAAGGAAGACCUCGCUCAGCCCUCGGCCAAGUUGGAUGUCCUGGUGGAGUCUCCUCCCUUGGUCUGCUAUGGCACCCCCAGCAACUCCACCGGUGCCUUGUUCUCUGGUCGUCUGCGUGUGACCAUUCCGGAGUCCGCUGGAGAAGUCGUCUUCAACGAGUUCAACGUGCGCCUCAUCUCCAAAAAUACCACCAAGAAGCCCGUCUCAUCUCACUGUGCCAGUUGCGCCACUCGUACCGAAGAGCUUACUCGCUGGGACUUCCUUACGGAGCCCUUGCACCUGAAGCCCGGUGAUCAUGACUUCCCCUUCAGCUAUCUCUUCCCGGGUCAUCUUCCUGCCUCCUGCAACGGCGCGCUGGGCCAGAUUGAAUACUACUUGCAGGCGCAUGCGCACAGCACCACAGACGAGGACUUUAACCUGAAGUUGCCUCUCAACCUUCGCCGCGCCCUCAUCCCCGGGAACGACAAGUCCUCCAUCCGGAUCUUCCCUCCUACCAACCUGACCGGCCGCGUCGUGCUUCCCUCCGUCGUUCACCCUAUCGGCAGCUUCCCCGUCGAGAUGACCCUGAGUGGCGUGGUGGACAAGAAUGAAGAGACCCAGACCCGCUGGCGUCUUCGCAAGAUGAUGUGGCGCAUUGAGGAGCACCAGAAGAUCGUCUCCACCGCCUGCCAAAAACACGCCCACAAGAUCGGUGGUGAGAACAAGGGUGUUCUCCACCAGGAGACCCGUAUCAUUGGCCACAACGAAGAGAAGAGCGGCUGGAAGACCGACUUUGACACCGCCGGUGGUGAGAUUGCCAUGCAAUUCGAUGCGAGCAUCAACCCCACGACCAACCCUGUCUGCGACAUGGACGCCCCAAACGGCCUGGAGGUCAAGCACAACCUCGUCAUCGAGCUCAUUGUCGCGGAGGAAUUUUGCCCUAACCGCAACACCCGUCUCAUCACCCCGACAGGUGCUGCCCGAGUGUUGCGCAUGCAGUUCAACCUUCACGUCACCGAGCGCAGUGGCUUGGGCAUCAGUUGGGACGAGGAGAUGCCUCCAGUCUACGAGGCUGUUCCUGCCAGCCCUCCGGGCUACUUCAAGUUGGACGACAACGACACUCGCAGUGUUAUGGAAGAUUAUCGAGGAUCACCCCUCCCAUUGCCUGAUUACGACGAGUUGGAGCGUAUGGAGUCCCUCCGCCUGGACAGUGACUCCACUCACUCUUCUGCCCACUCGGCCGGCAAUCGAGGUCGCCUGCGUCUCACCAUUGACGACCUUGUGACUGAACAAACCCCGCCACCCUCCGAGCCCGUCUCGCGUGUUCCGUCACGCUCUCCUUCGGUCGACAGCUCUCGCCUCUAA
Molecule: messenger RNA, 1623 nt
Organism: Penicillium diatomitis
Lineage: Eukaryota; Fungi; Ascomycota; Eurotiomycetes; Eurotiales; Aspergillaceae
Product: alpha-arrestin
Exons: 1
Coding region: 1-1623 (540 amino acids)
Biological process (GO): ubiquitin-dependent endocytosis
Cellular component (GO): plasma membrane; cytosol; cytoplasm
Molecular function (GO): ubiquitin protein ligase binding; protein-macromolecule adaptor activity
Source: RefSeq, a predicted model, not a curated record